Trypanosoma cruzi is the source of this 1053-nucleotide messenger RNA. RefSeq lists its product as uncharacterized. The record is from RefSeq and is a predicted model, not a curated record. Lineage: Eukaryota; Euglenozoa; Kinetoplastea; Trypanosomatida; Trypanosomatidae. The transcript has a single exon. The coding region runs from base 1 to 1053 and encodes 350 amino acids. Gene Ontology annotation, cellular component: cytoplasm.
AUGGAGGCCGGAUUUUGCUUUGAGGCACUGGUGGCAGACGAUGUGACUAUGGUAGUGGUUAAUGUUUGUGGUCACUCAUCAGUUGGAAUGGCUUUGGCAAAGAAUAUGGAGGUGGUUCCAGAAGGCUAUUUAGAUAAAUAUGGUGUAGAUAAUUUGAUUAUCCCAAUAUCUGUUGGCCCUGCAAAAAAAUAUGACGGAGAAAAAUAUGACUUUACCAUAGACGUUGUUGUUCAUCCAACACUGAUUGUUCGGUGUGUGCGGAGUCACCCUUUAUUUGAUCACUACGUCAUUAGACUCACAAAUCUUGCAAUUGAGUGGAUUUUACAGGAAUGUGGUAUGCGAAUUAACCCACGCUCGUGCAGGUUAAUUCCAGAUAAAAAAUAUUUUUUAAAUGGUAAAGAUAAUUUUUAUUGGACUCUUUCUAGAAUUGUGAAGGCAGUGGAGAAAAGGACAACAACUGACCCUGUCGAUGAAGUUAAAGAUGAGGAAAUUUCCCUACCCUCUGAGCUUUGUUUAAAUGCCCCCCACAUGCAGAGUGAGAUAAAAAGUUCACCAUUGAUUAAGGAGAUGCCUGUUGUUACUGGGAUUCGAAAAGGAUUUCUUAAUGGUGUUAGACUAUACGGUGCUGGAGGAAGUGGUGAAUGCAAUCGGCCCACAGCUGACCCACUUCUUCACUUUCCUGAGCAUCUUCGAAACCGAUGUCAAGUGAUUGACACGCGUCAACUUGUUAACGGUGCAACACAGGUUCCGGCAGCAACGGAAACAGAUCAUAUAAAAGAGAAACCCAAAUCAACAAAUUCGAAUAUAAAAAAGAAAGAAACAUGUCAAUGGGAGGUACAGUCUGUGGAUUGCAAUGAGCGAGAGAUUGUGGUGCGGCUGCAUCCUCCUCCAAAUGUGAUGUCAAUGAAGGAUGUGGAGUUGACAGCUUCUUUAGAUGUUAUCGAGGUGGAUGAAGCAGUGAUUAGGCUUCCCAAGGCCAUAAAAGUGGAUGAUGUGUCUGCGAAAUUCUUUAAGUCGUCAAGAACUAUGGUUCUGACAUGUCCGUUGGCAUAA